Molecule: messenger RNA, 413 nt
Organism: Dentiscutata erythropus
Lineage: Eukaryota; Fungi; Glomeromycota; Glomeromycetes; Diversisporales; Gigasporaceae
Source: the annotation of a GenBank genome assembly
AUUCUCUAGAUCUUGUUGUCAUUGGAGCAUAUCUAGGACGCGGGAAACGUACGAAUGUCUAUGGUGCAUUCCUUCUCGCCUGUUAUAAUCCGGAGGAAGAAAAAUACCAAACAAUCUGCAGAAUUGGAACGGGAUUUUCUGAUGUUUCUUUGGGAAAUCAUUUUAAAUUUCUUAAAGAACACGAAAUUUCCGCACCAAGAAAUUAUUACGACUAUGACAAAGGAGCAAAUCCAGACGUUUGGUUUGAACCAGUUCAGGUCUGGGAAGUAAAAGCGGCUGAUCUCAGUAUUUCUCCUAUAUAUAAGGCAGCAGUCGGAAUGGUUGAUCAUAAUAAGGGAGUAUCUUUACGUUUUCCACGAUUCAUACAAGUACGAGAGGACAAAAAGGCGGAAGACGCGACCACAUGUGAACAA